Molecule: messenger RNA, 2696 nt
Organism: Peromyscus leucopus (white-footed mouse)
Lineage: Eukaryota; Metazoa; Chordata; Mammalia; Rodentia; Cricetidae
Gene: Rdx
Product: radixin
Exons: 16
Coding region: 223-2037 (604 amino acids)
Biological process (GO): positive regulation of protein localization to early endosome; regulation of cell shape; regulation of organelle assembly
Cellular component (GO): filopodium; cytoskeleton; plasma membrane
Molecular function (GO): cell adhesion molecule binding; actin binding
Source: RefSeq, a predicted model, not a curated record
AUAUUGCCGAGCUGUCUGCGGCGGCGGCGGCGCGUCUCCUCUCCGGCGGCUCAGGGCUCGCACCGCCGCCUCUCCGUUCGCUCGCUGCCAGCCGCGACGCCCCCGCCGAGCCGCGCCUCAGCCAGCCCGCGGCGGGCAGGGAAGGAGCCGCUCAUUUUCGGGGCAAUAAUAGUUUAUAGAAGUGAAGAGUUCCUAAAGAAGAUAACAAACAAGAGAAGGAAAAUGCCGAAACCAAUCAAUGUACGAGUAACUACGAUGGAUGCUGAGCUAGAAUUUGCCAUUCAGCCCAAUACAACUGGCAAACAACUUUUUGACCAGGUUGUAAAAACAGUUGGUUUACGUGAGGUCUGGUUUUUUGGGCUGCAGUAUGUAGACAGCAAAGGAUAUUCUACGUGGCUAAAACUGAAUAAAAAGGUGACACAGCAAGAUGUUAAAAAAGAAAAUCCUUUACAAUUCAAGUUUAGAGCUAAAUUCUUUCCUGAAGAUGUGUCUGAGGAAUUGAUUCAAGAAAUAACACAGAGACUUUUCUUCUUGCAAGUUAAAGAAGCCAUCUUAAAUGAUGAAAUAUAUUGCCCACCAGAAACUGCAGUUCUUUUGGCUUCGUAUGCUGUCCAAGCCAAGUAUGGAGAUUAUAAUAAAGAGGUUCACAAACCAGGAUACCUGGCUAAUGACAGACUCCUACCACAGCGUGUUUUGGAACAACACAAACUGACCAAAGAGCAGUGGGAGGAGCGGAUCCAGAACUGGCACGAAGAGCACAGAGGGAUGCUGAGGGAGGAUUCGAUGAUGGAGUACCUGAAGAUUGCACAAGAUCUAGAAAUGUAUGGCGUCAACUAUUUUGAAAUCAAGAAUAAGAAGGGCACUGAAUUGUGGCUGGGUGUUGAUGCUUUGGGUCUGAAUAUUUAUGAACAUGAUGACAAGUUAACACCUAAAAUUGGUUUUCCCUGGAGUGAAAUCCGAAAUAUUUCAUUUAAUGACAAAAAAUUUGUUAUAAAGCCAAUUGACAAAAAGGCACCUGAUUUUGUUUUCUAUGCUCCUCGUCUGAGAAUCAAUAAGCGGAUUUUGGCCUUAUGCAUGGGAAACCAUGAACUGUACAUGAGAAGGAGAAAGCCUGAUACUAUUGAAGUACAGCAGAUGAAGGCUCAGGCCCGGGAGGAAAAGCACCAGAAGCAGUUGGAAAGGGCACAAUUAGAGAAUGAAAAGAAGAAAAGAGAAAUAGCAGAAAAGGAAAAGGAAAGAAUAGAGCGUGAGAAGGAAGAGCUAAUGGAGCGUCUAAGGCAAAUUGAAGAGCAGACAAUGAAAGCCCAAAAAGAACUAGAAGAACAGACUCGGAAAGCUCUGGAACUGGAGCAGGAGCGCCAACGAGCAAAAGAGGAGGCAGAGCGGCUAGAUAAGGAGCGGCGGGCUGCGGAGGAGGCCAAGUCCGCCAUAGCCAAGCAAGCUGCUGACCAGAUGAAGAACCAGGAGCAGCUGGCAGCAGAACUUGCCGAAUUCACUGCCAAGAUUGCACUUUUAGAGGAAGCCAAGAAGAAAAAGGAAGAGGAAGCUACCGAAUGGCAACACAAAGCUUUUGCAGCUCAGGAAGACUUGGAAAAGACCAAAGAAGAGUUAAAAACGGUGAUGUCUGCGCCCCCUCCCCCUCCCCCUCCACCGGUCGUUCCUCCCACAGAAAAUGAGCAUGACGAGCAUGACGAGAACAGUGCUGAGGCCAGUGCAGAGUUGUCCAGCGAGGGGGUGAUGAACCACCGGAGCGAGGAGGAGCGGGUGACGGAGACCCAGAAAAAUGAACGUGUAAAGAAGCAGCUCCAGGCAUUAAGUUCAGAGUUAGCCCAAGCCAGAGAUGAAACCAAGAAAACACAGAAUGAUGUUCUUCAUGCUGAGAAUGUCAAAGCAGGCCGUGAUAAGUACAAGACUCUCCGACAGAUUCGACAAGGCAAUACAAAGCAGCGCAUCGAUGAGUUUGAAGCAAUGUGGGGACCCAAACUGUAUGCACUGUUCCAGAUGCGCUCCUGCCAAAGCAGCAUAAAGCAUAUGUAACAGGAUGAAGCCUCCCUCCUCGUGAGGUCCCUGGUGGCUGACCCAUGAUGAGCUUUCGACUAAGGAUGUACUGAGACAGCCCUGUGUCUUGAAUGCAUACACCCCAAAACUCUGGUGUAUCCUGGACAACUGGAUAGACUCUUGCUCAUCAACCAGGGCACUUGCUGAUGUCCCAUUCCCCCACCUGCUCUUGGCCUUCUUCUUGCUGUUAUUCUUUCCUAGACCUCUCCACUGUCUUUCCUAGGAACAGCCCUCAGGAGAUGGACCAGGACUUGGGAUGUCUGCAGACCCUGUGGUCCUCAGCCAGCCAGCAUCUGCUGAGCUCGACUUUUAGAUGCCAUUUUCUCAAACAGAUGCUGGAAGGCACCAACUUCUGGAAAUCCCCCAGCACACACACCCCACCCCGCUUUUUUUUUUUUCUUCCUGCAUGACUAGCUCAUAAGAUGGAAUCUAAGGGGAGAAUUAUCAAGACUUUUUCACUUUUUAAAAAAAUAUCUGUGACUUAUCUUUGGCUUUUAUCUGAGCGCAAACUUGGUGGCGUGCAUCUCCUUCAGUGUGUACUCCUGUGGAAUCUGCAGACACUGCUGCGACAUCCCCUUCCUGUCUGGGCUGUUUGUACACUUGUAUAUAAAUGUAGCAAUAAAUAUAUUCUAACAUCA